This is a messenger RNA of Sorex fumeus (smoky shrew), 1507 nucleotides long. RefSeq names its product serine peptidase inhibitor, Kunitz type 2 (gene SPINT2). The transcript is spliced from 7 exons. Bases 311 to 1060 code for a protein of 249 amino acids. Gene Ontology annotation, molecular function: serine-type endopeptidase inhibitor activity. NCBI's taxonomy places the organism in Eukaryota, Metazoa, Chordata, Mammalia, Eulipotyphla, Soricidae. The record is from RefSeq and is a predicted model, not a curated record.
UGCGCCCCGCCCCCUCCCGGGCCAGCCACCUCCGGGAGCGGCUUCCCGGCGGCCGCCAUUGGCUCGAGCGCCCACCGAGCGUCGAGAGGGCCCGUGGGCUGCGCCGCGCCGCCUCGCGGGCUUCGGAAGCGGCGUCGGCCUCCCCUCCCACCCCCGCCCCGACGGUGCCGCGGAGCGCGGCCUUCCCGAAGCUUCGGCGCGGGCGCCCGCACCUGCGCGCGCGGCCGGCCCCCGCCCGAGUGCGCGUGCGCCGAGAGGGUCUUCCCGCACCUGCUCGCGAGACCCCAACGGCCGCGGGCCGGCAGCGGGCAUGGCGCAGCUCGGGGCGCACGGCCGGGCCCUCCUCGCCCUGCUGGCAUCGCUGCUGCUCUUCGGAGCGGUGGAGGCCGACGGAGAACGUGGCAUCUACGACUCUUGCCUGGUGUCGAAGGUUGUGGGCAGGUGCCGGGCGUCUUUUCCUCGCUGGUGGUACAAUGUCACCGAGCGCGCCUGCCAGCCCUUUGUCUACGGUGGCUGUGGCCGCAACGGCAAUAACUAUGUGACCAAGGAGGAUUGUGUGAAGAGCUGUGGCGGAGUCACAGAGAAGACCCUGGAUGGUGGCGCUGCCAGCAAUAAUGGAACUGAUUCCUCUGUCCUAAGUGCAUCCAUGAGGCAGGAAACAGAAGAAAAUCCCAUCGAUUUCAACUAUGAGGAAUACUGCGUCCCCAAGGCUGUCACUGGGCUGUGCCGCGCGGCUUUCACACGCUGGUACUAUAACACCGAGACAAAAUCCUGUGACGUCUUCAUCUAUGGAGGUUGCCAGGGCAACAAGAAUAACUAUCUCUCCAAGGAGGAAUGCAUGCACUACUGCUCCGGCAAACAGCUGAGCCUCUCGCUGCCCCGUGACGCCAAAUUGGUGGUCCUGGCCGGGAUCUUCUUCUUGAUCCUGGUACUCAUGCUGGGCUGCUCCGUGAUCUGCCUGAUGAAGGUGGCGCGGAGCAACCACGAGCACCAUCUGCAAACCAUCUGGAGCUCCAUGGACGACAAGGAGCACCUGGUGAAGAACACAUACGUCCUGUGACUGCCCUGUGGCCCAGCGCCCCUGCCCCAGCCCUGCCAUGAGCCAAGGAGGGAGGGCCCACUGUGCGCUUUAAAUAGAGUGAUUGUGCCCGGAGCUCCUGAGGGCUUAAGUCUGUGUUCUCUGGAAGGGAUCGGGCUGCUGCCCGGGGUUCGGCACGAGGAGCCCAGAUAAUGGCGCGGGCACCCAGCCAGGCCAGAGGCGCCACCCAGUCCUCUCUGUGCUCACGUGUGUUUCCUUCGCUUGUUGAAUCCUAGUGCCUCCUUUACUGUCACAGUGCUGAUGCUUCACUAGUUCCCUUUGUUUGAUACUUGGGUUUUGGUUUUUGUUUUUUCAGUAAGCAGAACAAAAGGUGUUUUUGUUUUUUGGGUUUUUUUUUUUUUAGAUUCUCAAAGAAAAAGAGUGAAAUGUACACGUUUAAUAAAAAAGGGCCUUCCCUUUUAAAAUGGU